AACACUAACUUCUCUCCAACUUCAAGUCUCCCAAUUUCCCAACUAGCUUAACACCCUCUCACAAUGGCUCUCGCACCCAAAUUCGCCGGCCAAAAAUUAGCCUCAUCCGCCAUCUCCCCCAAAGCCGUCCACACCCUCGAAAUCUACCUCGACUACGUCUGCCCCUUCAGCGCCAAACUCUUCAACACAAUCUACAACACGCCCCUCCGCCAAACCCUGCUAUCCACCUACUCCCCCACCCUCAACACAAUCUUCCGGCAACAAAUCCAGCCCUGGCACCCCUCAUCGACACUCGUCCACGAAGCCGCCUACGCGGUGCAAAAACUCUCCCCCGCAGCAUUCUGGCCCUACAGCGCCCUGCUCUUCGCCCACCAAGCCACCUUCUUCGACGCAAACGUCGUGAAUGAAACGCGAAACGCGACAUACAAGCGCUUGGCUAAACUAGCAGGAGAAGUGGGCGUGGAUGAGGACAAGGUGUAUAAGUUGUUGGAGAUAAGCGAUAAACCAGACAAGGACGGGGGGCUGAAUGGCGGGAAUGGGGUUACGGCGGAUGUGAAAGUGCAGGUUAGGGCGAAUAGGUUGGUGGGGGUGCAUGUUACGCCUACGGUAGUGUUUGAUGGGGUUGUAAAGGACGAGAUUAGUAGUAGUUGGAGUGUGGAGCAGUGGGAGGAGUGGUUGGGGAAGAAUGUUACAAAGGAGCAACAGUGACUAGUCGAUGAUGAGGAGAGAAGGCAGCACAAGAGAUAUGGGUUCAAGAUAUAAAUCCAUUUUUCCUUACAAAA
Pyrenophora tritici-repentis Pt-1C-BFP is the source of this 782-nucleotide messenger RNA. NCBI's taxonomy places the organism in Eukaryota, Fungi, Ascomycota, Dothideomycetes, Pleosporales, Pleosporaceae. The record is from RefSeq and is a predicted model, not a curated record.